Messenger RNA from Chelonia mydas (Green sea turtle), 939 nucleotides. Its product is annotated as olfactory receptor 1020-like. The transcript has a single exon. Gene Ontology annotation, molecular function: G protein-coupled receptor activity; olfactory receptor activity; odorant binding. The record is from RefSeq and is a predicted model, not a curated record. Gene Ontology annotation, biological process: sensory perception of smell; G protein-coupled receptor signaling pathway. Gene Ontology annotation, cellular component: membrane. The coding region runs from base 1 to 939 and encodes 312 amino acids. NCBI's taxonomy places the organism in Eukaryota, Metazoa, Chordata, Testudines, Cheloniidae.
AUGGCGCAUGGCAAUCACACUGGAGUGUCGGCAUUCAUCCUUCUAGGAUUCAAAGGCAGCCGAUCAGUGCAAGCUGUCCUCUUUGGGAUGUUUUUGCUUAUCUACACCAUGAGCCUUGCGGGGAAUCUCAGCAUGAUCUCUUUAAUCAGGAUCGAGACGCGGCUACACACCCCCAUGUAUUUUUUCCUCAGCAACUUGUCCCUUGUAGACAUCACUUACUCCUCCAUUAUUGUCCCUAAGGCACUGGUGAACUUCUUAGCAGAGAGUAAAGUCAUUUCCUUUGCUGGGUGUGCUACGCAAUUUUUCUUUCACUCCUUCUCUGUGAACUCUGAGGCUUUACUUCUGGCUGUGAUGGCGUAUGAUCGAUUCAUAGCUAUAUGCAAGCCGCUGAUGUACACACUCAUUAUGUCCAGGAAAGUCUGUGUACAGCUGGUAGCUGCAUCAUACUUUUAUGCCUCCAUUAAUGCCACUGUGCAUACAGGCUCUUUGUUCAGCCUGUCCUUCUGUGGUCCCAAUAUCAUUGAUCACUUUUUCUGUGACCUCCCCCCACUCCAGAAACUCUCCUGCUCUGACACUCGCAUGGGUGAGACAGUGCAUUUCCUCUUUGCCGCUGUAGCUGCAUUAAGUACUAUCCUGGUCAUCCUCGUUUCCUAUGUUUCUAUCAUGGUGGCCAUCUUGCGGAUUCGCUCCAACGAGGGCAGACGCAAAGCCUUCUCCACCUGCGCCUCCCACCUAACGGCCGUGUCCAUACUGUAUGGGGCUCUGUUCUUUAUGUACUUACGACCCACAUCCAGCAACUCAUCAGAGUACGACAAAGUGGUGUCCGUGUUCUAUACCCUUGUGAUCCCCAUGUUGAACCCCCUGAUCUACAGCCUGAGGAACAAGGAGGUGAAGGACGCCCUGAGGAAGACAAUAUCCCAGAAAAUUAUUCCUCACUGA